This is a messenger RNA of Myxocyprinus asiaticus (Chinese sucker), 4240 nucleotides long. RefSeq names its product ras-like protein family member 10B. The record is from RefSeq and is a predicted model, not a curated record. Gene Ontology annotation, molecular function: GTP binding; GTPase activity. NCBI's taxonomy places the organism in Eukaryota, Metazoa, Chordata, Actinopteri, Cypriniformes, Catostomidae. The transcript is spliced from 3 exons. Bases 616 to 1227 code for a protein of 203 amino acids.
UGGACCCUUUCUUUGAGCAUCGAGGUUCAUCGAUCUGUGCGAAUACAUUUCAUCUCAAAUCUUACGGAGCUUAACGAUGGUCCUUUGCGCUUACUGUAUUGGGCUUGUGGUGAGGUGCACGGUCAAGCAAGCGCUCAUGCGUCCGUGCAGCCCGCACUGCUGAGAUGUUUUGGAAAGCUAUGAGAGGUUACGGGGAGAAAGGGUCAAUUGCAGCAAUGAGAACGAAGUGCUCACGCAAUCCUGAGAGCUGCCAGAAGGACACUGUUGGGAAUUGACGGGUUUGAGCACCAAAGCUGUACGUAGAAACACUGUUGAACAUUGAGGACUGUUCCCCAAUGGAAUGCAGAAAAGACUGCGGAACUGCCGCAGUGAAUGGAGUUGGUUUGGUUCGUUUGUUAACGGAUGAUACAAACUGUAUUUCUCCAGAAGAGAUAACAAAACCAGUGAGCCAAUUCCUGACGGAAGUGUUGUUUGUUUGGAAAUGACAGAAGUGUUUUCCCUCAGCCGAAGGUGAUGUAAUCACAAUCGAGGCACGCGCUCACAAUAUAGUGUUUUGAUUUUGUUGAGCAGUUAUCUAGCGUCGUAAUCGCUGUCCAUGGUCCUGAUCCGCGCGGGAUGGUCGAGACGCUGAGCAUCGCCGUCAUCGGUGCGCCUGGAGUCGGGAAAACUUCUAUCAUCCGUCAGUUUAUUUACAAUGACUUCCCUGAGACUUACACCCCCACCCAAACGCGGUACGUGUACAGACCCUCGGUCAUUCUCAACGGUGUUAUGUACGACCUGAAGAUUUUGGAUGUCCCGCCAGUUUCCUCCUUUCCUUCAAGCCCGAGUCAGGAGUGGCUGGAUGCACGGUGUAGAGGAGUCCGCAGUGCAAACGCCUACAUUCUGGUCUAUGACAUCUGCUGUGUGGAGAGCUUUGAGUAUGUCAAGAUGAUCCGACAGCAAAUCAUGGAAAACAGAGUGGGCAGCAGCAGUGAGGUGCCCAUCCUGGUGGUGGGCAGUAAGAGGGACCUGCAGCGGCAACGGUUCACCCAGCGGAGGGCUGUGUCUGUACUGGUGAAGAAGACCUGGAAGUGUGGUUAUGUUGAGUGCUCCGCCAAAUAUAACUGGCAUGUACUUCUGCUCUUUAAGGAGCUCCUGGGAAUUGCUGUGACACGAGGACUCCGUCCAAACCACACCUCUAUUCGUCUACAGGGGGCACUGCACAGGAACCACUGUAAUGUCAUGUGACUGAUAGAUACAGUAUGUUGCCUUGACUAAGAAACCAUUUGCCCCUCGUAGUGGGAGUUGACUGCUUAUGCUUAUUUAGAACCAGCUCGUCUGAUCAUUUUCUGAACUAUUUGGUUUAAAAUGGCAAAACUGGUCUUAGAUCAGGAUUUAAAGUCAACUUACUACUAGGAUGAAGCUUUGGUGAAUAAGGACAAACUGUCAAUCAAAAUGGCUGGAAUACAAACACCUUGGGGCCUCUGUAACUGAUGCAUAAAUCUGAUGGAUUAGUACUACUGAUUUCACUUUUUCCAGCUUACUCCAACCAACAGAAAACUGAAAUCCCCAAAUUGGAACCAGAUAAGGAAUCUUUCAUCUUACCAAAGUUUGUCAGGGUGAAAGUAUGAUGUUACUGGCUUAUCUGUCUCAAGUAGAGUGUAAUUCGUCCCUGCUUCCAGCUCUGUCUCAUUUUUAAAUAGACACUGUGUGGGUGCAGGUGCAUUUUUAACUGUUGCUUGGAAACAGCUUGGCAGGUUCACUUAGAGCUCAGACAUAAUGGUGUGUGAAAGUUUGUGAAUUAAUAGACCUUAUUCAGAGAAGCGACAUAUACAAUUUUUGAUGGGAAUGAAAGUGAGGCUGUGAGGGAUAGACUUACGGUCUGUUCAAUGGCAUGCACUGUAUAUAGCUGCAUGAAGUUCCUAGAUCACAUCAAAUUUCGAGUUUUUUGCCUUCUAAAAUUUUUGGUCUUUUUUUUUUUUUUUUUUUCAAUAUUUCAUCAGCUGAACGAUAAACACCAAUUUAAACAAUAGUACAUCCAUUCCAAAACACUGAAAAUUGAUCUCUCACACACAGCCUUGUUUUUAUUCUCAUCAAAAAUGAAUAAAUUAUCUAUAGUGUUGCUCAAAUUUGACUUUUGAUAUAUGAUCUGAUCUUCUCCUAUGUUAAAGUAAUAAAUAAAGAGUAUGUGAUCAAAGAAAUAACAGCAAAAAAUGUAACAUGUUUAUAAACUUUAUCUCUAUCAAUAAGUAGCCUGUGUGAAACUUUAGACUUAUCAUGAACAGACAUUUGACCAUUUUCCCACUCCAUUUGACCAUCUAUGACAAGCUAUCCAUGGACCAUACAUGAAUCCUAUGGUCACAUCCACAAUAAUCUGCUAAAUUUUGAAAACUCAGUUUUCAGUUUUUCGAAAGCCUCCAUUUUUGGUGGAGACAAAAUACUGUUCUCGUGUGGAUAAGAGGAGUAAAUGUAGCAAACUCAACAAGUUUUCAAAUGAAAAUGUAUUAGUGCGGACUAUGACCCAUUGAGGCUUAAAGGUGCACUCAGUAUUUUUUUCCUUAAGUUUCCUUAAAAGUUUAAAUCCUAAAGACAUGAAUUGUAAUUAUAAAUUUUUUUUUAGAUGAUAAUUUAGAUGACAAAACUUUGUCUUCAUCCACAAUAUAUUCUUCCAGUAGCUACCCUUAAAAAAUAAGCAGCAGCAUUUUGUCUAAUGAGCUGUGGAUUAGGUGUCUUUCCACGCAUACCACUCUUGUUUUGCAUUUUGUCCUGUGGUGUAUUCAUGAACAAGGCGAUGUAAGAGAUGCUCAACAGUGGGUUUGUAGAGGCCCAGUCAAUAACAUAACACUUUCUAGCCUUAUGAACCCACCGAAAGCAUUUCACUUCAUAAACCUGUGCUGUUGAGCAUAUAUGCCAAGAUAGCAGCAACAUUCUCCUUCUAAAACUACAUUAUACUUUCUUCACCAGAUGCCCUGAGAAAUCAAGUACAGUAACCAUGGCAAACAUCCUACCUCCUAGAUAUAGAUAGGUGCAUUUAUGAAAUGAGGCACAAAAAAAAGUCUUCCUCAGGCAGGUUAACAAGGUGUACAGAUUUCAGCAAGCAUGUACAAUCACUGGUACUCUAGAAGUUGUGAGAAGUAAUGAUAAAGCUAAGAGAUCUUCUGGGGCUUCCCUAAAACUGGGAAGACAUUUUGUGUUGAAACAAGACCACACACACACAAGAUGCAGAGGAGGAUAUCUCCUUUACCGUAGUGGACUGCAGUCUGUGUGGUAGUGGAUGACAGAGCAAUCAACUUGUUCCUCUCUGGAGCAUAUCUGAGAAAUGAAGAAUACAUAAAAUCUUAAGUGAAGUUCAGUGUCUACAAUGAGAUCUGGGUUGAUCUGGCAAAUUGAUGGUUGCACUACGUUAACUUUGUCAUCACUUUGUCAUUACAAAAACUGCACUUGUCAAUUUGCAUGCCGCAUUAAGAAGCCAUGCGCACCCAGAAUGAUUUCCUAUGGCAGAAAAUGGUAAAAGACAUAAUAUUCAUAUUCCAGACAGAGUGUGCACAGAAUAAUCUCCAUCUUGUCUCACAAAUGCAACUCUGAGAUUCAUCUAUGCACUUGUACAUGUCUCUCACAUUACUCAAAAGAGUUGAAAAUCUGUCAGCAGAUCCUUAAAGAAGUUAGUAACUUAGGUCAUCUUUAAAACAUCUUUUUUAGCCAUAAAAAUAUUCAAUAGAACUAAAUUGUGUCUUCUGUCUUAUAGAGCUGCAUGCUUUAAUUGGCAAAAGCAAAGUCAUUCAGGGGUAAAUUGCACUGAUGUACCUACUGUGUGAGUACAAGCUGAUCUUUGUAAUAGUACUUGAGCCUCAUUUUUGUCUUUUUGUUUAAUGUUAAUGUGAAAUUAGCAUACUUAGCCAAGUAAUUUAACUGAAAAGGGUGGAGAAGGAGGCAGGCUAGUAUCAUGAAAUUUCAAACAGCACAGACGGAGUCAAACAUUUGCAUGUCACAGUGUUAAGUGCUUAAGAUGUGGACUGAGGACUAGACAACAUGUAGCAAUGUCAUGUUCGUGUAAAUUUGGAAUGUGUUCUGUGGUAGUAAUGUUAAAGGUUUUAGACUGAAAAUUCAGACAAGUGCAGAAUAUGGAUUCUUUUUUUGGGUAGAAUUGUCUGGAUUGUUUUUGUGUAUCGAUAUGUUUUAGAUUUAAAAGGGCUACCUGAUUUUUCUAAAAUUGAAACAAAUUAUUGUUUUUCUUUUUAGUAGUCGUAAUGUUUCAUUAAUG